UUGACUUUCAAUUCUCCUUCUUCUAAUAAGAAGUUUGUCAUUGAAUCCGAUUUUUCCGCAAAAACUCCAAUAGAUCGAGCUCCUCGGAAAGGGGACUUAGUUGAUUUUUUUCAACUUAGUGCCCAGAAAGUGCGUCUUCUUCGUUCUUUAAACGAGCCUCUAAUAUUGAACCUGGGCCAGGAUACUCAACCAAAUUGGCAGCAUAUGUUGCAAUCUGUUGGCAAAGUCUCAUCUGAUCUGAAAGUUGUGCGUAGAAGCAUAGAUAUCGAAUCACUUUCCUGUGGCAAAAAUUUUGGAACGUUUCCCUAUUACUUUAUUGCUCAACUGGCUAAAUCGCGUAGGUCCCCUUAG
Protopolystoma xenopodis is the source of this 351-nucleotide messenger RNA. NCBI's taxonomy places the organism in Eukaryota, Metazoa, Platyhelminthes, Monogenea, Polystomatidea, Polystomatidae. The record is from the annotation of a GenBank genome assembly.